Molecule: messenger RNA, 3611 nt
Organism: Arabidopsis thaliana (thale cress)
Lineage: Eukaryota; Viridiplantae; Streptophyta; Magnoliopsida; Brassicales; Brassicaceae
Product: C2 calcium/lipid-binding plant phosphoribosyltransferase family protein
Exons: 2
Coding region: 385-3405 (1006 amino acids)
Cellular component (GO): plasma membrane; cytoplasm
Source: RefSeq, marked reviewed
GUAAGUACCGUAGAGUAAAACAGAAAACGAACUCACAAAGAAAAUCUUUUAACACUUGUUUUUAUUUGCCUUGUUUUUCUAAGAAACUAAGAUUUGUUUAUUCGUUUAACUGGUUUGGUCACGACAGGUGAUUGAUCUUUAAAGGCGAGUUACGUCUUUUUGGUUCUCGUCUUCUGUUUCUGAAGAGGCAAGUUCUCUUUCCUCCCUUUUUGGUUACUAGCUCUUUCUUGUUCUUGCAACUCUUAUUCACCUCUUCUUAUAGAAGUCCAUGGUUUUUCGUGUUUCAGAGUUUUCUCUAACUUAGAAAUCUCUUUUCCUCUGCAGUUGUCUCUUCUUGCCUUCUAUUGCUGAUAAGGUGUUUUGAAAGAAGAAAAAAAGCCUAAAAUGAGCAAUAUAAAGCUAGGAGUUGAAGUGAUAAGCGCACAGGGUCUGUUACAGAGAGAUAAGCAUAACUCAUGUAGCCCUUUCGUGGAGCUCAAGUUCGACAACCAGAUAUUCCGCGCAACGACCAAACACAACGACCCAAAUCCUGUCUGGCACGAGUGUUUUUACUUCGUUGUCUCUGACCCUUCCGUCUUGUCAACUCGUACGCUUGAAGCCCACGUUUACAGCUACCAGAACGAAUUCGAUGCUAAGCCCUUUCUUGGCAAAGUUCGAGUCAACGGAACAUCUUUUGUUCCUCGCUCUGAAGCAGCUCCUUUCAAUUACCCUUUAGAGAAACGCAGUGUUUUCUCUCGAGCCCGUGGAGAACUUUGCUUGAGAGUUUUUAUCACAGACGACCCUUCUGUUACACCUUCUGUCCCAACCCCGGUUCCAGAAUCUCCUCAAGCUUAUAGCCCAAGUCCGCGUAAAGAACAUGUGAAGUCCUUAAUCACAGCCGAUGCAAGUAUGGCUACUGAUGAGAGAAGAGAGCUAAAGCCUAAAACACGUACGUUUCAUAACUCUGCCCCUUUAGUGAAACAACAGCCAAUGAUGAACUAUGGCAUCCACGAGAUGAGAGCUGCACCGAUGCCUCCAAGAGUGGUUCAAGUCAACGGUCCAGGUCCAUCCUUGCACCAGCUGCCACCAGAUUUCUCUGUCAAAGAAACAAGCCCUUUGCUCGGAGGUGGACGGAUCGUUGGAGGACGAGUGGUUCGUGGUACAGAGAGGCCAACAAGCGGGACAUAUGAUCUCGUUGAAGAGAUGAAAUUUCUCUACGUGAGAGUUGUGAAAGCGCGUGAUCUCCCCAACAAAGACCUUACAGGAAGCCUAGACCCGUAUGUCGUAGUAAAAAUCGGAAACUUCAAAGGUGUUACCACACAUUUUAACAAGAAUACAGAUCCCGAGUGGAACCAAGUCUUUGCCUUCGCUAAAGAUAAUCUUCAGUCGAACUUUCUUGAAGUUAUGGUCAAGGAUAAAGACAUUCUCCUUGAUGAUUUUGUUGGGAUCGUUAAAUUCGAUCUCCGUGAGGUUCAGUCUCGCGUUCCUCCUGAUAGUCCUUUAGCUCCCCAGUGGUACAGACUGGAGAACAAGAGAGGCGAGAAGAAGAAUUAUGAGAUAAUGCUUGCUGUGUGGUCUGGAACUCAGGCUGAUGAAGCUUUCGGGGAUGCGACUUUCUCAGACUCAUUGGUAGAUUCAGACAGCUCCAACAUUAUAUCCGCUAACCUGCGCUCAAAAGUGUACCAUUCGCCUCGGCUAUGGUACCUAAGGGUGCAAAUAUUGGAAGCUCAGGACGUCAUCAUCGUGUCUGACAAAUCCCGUGUUCCAGAGGUCUUUGUGCGAGUAAAAGUCGGUAAUCAGAUGUUAAGGACUAAAUUUCCCCAGAGAAGCAAUAAUCCAAAAUGGGGUGAUGAGUUCACGUUUGUAGUCGCGGAGCCGUUUGAGGAUAACUUGGUCCUCUCCGUGGAAGAUCACACUGCUCCUAACAGAGACGAGCCAGUAGGAAAAGCUGUGAUUUUGAUGAAUGACAUAGAGAAACGUAUAGAUGAUAAACCUUUUCAUGACCGAUGGGUUCAUCUUGAAGACUCCAUCUCAGACGCUAUGGAUGUUGAUAAAGCCAAGAAAGUGAAGUUCGCUACUAGGCUCCGGUAUAAGGCGGUUCUCGAUGGAGGCUACCACGUUUUUGAUGAGUCCAUGUAUAACAGCAGUGAUCUCAGACCUUCGUCGAGAAAGCUCUGGAAACCAGCAAUUGGUGUCUUGGAGCUCGGGAUACUUAACGCAAAUGUGUUCCAUUCGAUGAAAACUCGGGAAGGGAAAGGUACUUCGGACACGUACGUUGUUGCCAAAUACGGUCACAAAUGGGUUCGGUCACGAACUGUGAUCAACAGCAUGAAUCCAAAGUACAAUGAGCAAUACACAUGGGAGGUUUUUGAUCCUGCAACGGUUUUAACCAUCUGCGUCUUUGACAACGCUCAUUUCGCAGCAGGAGAUGGCGGAAACAAGAGAGAUCAGCCGAUUGGGAAAGUCCGCAUUAGACUCUCGACUCUUCAGACGGGCCGUGUGUACACGCAUGCUUACCCUUUACUUGUUCUACAACCUACUGGUCUUAAGAAAAGAGGAGAGCUUCACUUAGCGGUGAGAUUCACCUGCACAUCGGUCUCCAGUAUGCUGAUGAAAUACACAAAACCUCUCCUGCCUAAAAUGCAUUACAUACUACCCUUAUCCACAAACCAACAGGAAGCUCUUAAGAUGCAGGCUAUCAACAUAAUUAUUGUUCGUUUAGGCCGGUCCGAGCCACCGCUGAGACGGGAAGUGGUUGACUAUUUGACAGAUUGGAAAAGUCAGCUGUUCAGCAUGAGGAGAAGCAAAGCCAACUUCAAUAGGUUCACGACAGUGUUCUCCGGUGCGCUGUCUGUUUGGAAAUGGAUGGAACAAGUGUGCACAUGGAAGACUCCCGUGACGACGGCUCUGGUGCACGUGCUCUACACUAUGCUUGUGACGUUCCCGGAGAUGAUUUUGCCGACUGUGUUUCUGUAUAUGGCUGUGAUUGGGAUGUGGAAUUACAGGUUUAAGCCUAGAUUUCCUCCUCAUAUGGACGCCAAACUAUCUUAUGCAGACAAUGUAAAUUCUGAUGAGCUUGACGAAGAGUUUGAUACCUUCCCGACCGUAAGGGCUCCGGACAUUGUGAAAAUGAGGUACGACCGGCUGAGAUCUGUGGCCGGGAAGGUACAGUCGGUGGCUGGAGACAUAGCCGCACAAGGAGAGCGAGUGCAAGCGUUGCUGAGCUGGCGUGAUCCACGCGCCACCGCAAUAUUCGUGACGUUCUGUUUCAUUAUUGCCAUGGCUCUCUACAUUACCCCUUUUAAACUUGUCGCUCUGUUAUCCGGUUACUACUUCAUGCGACAUCCAAAGCUCCGACACCGCAUUCCCUCCGCUCCCGUCAACUUUUUCCGGCGACUUCCAGCCAUGACCGACUCUAUGCUGUGAAUCUUCUUCUGGAUAGAGUAAUCAACAAACAUGCCAUGUAUAUAACUCUCUUCUUUGAAUCUGUAUCUAUCUAUCGAUAUGCAUCUAUAUGUGUUGACAAUCAUGCGUUCGUGAACUCGUUCUCCGAAUUAACAAUGGUGAUCGCAAACAAACUCUGAUGAUCAAAUCAAAUAAAUUGCUUCCACACUCGCAAUGUUGAAACAGAG